AUCUCUUUUCUGGGUCGAUUGUACGAUGGGAUUUAUGGGAAUGAAACGACGCCAGCGGCUUUUGCUGAGGGGCAUUGACCGUGGAAGGAAGCACGCUGACUUUGGAUAUCUCCGGCAGAGAGGCCACCUUGCCUUGGAGAGGCUUUCGGCUCUAAACCUCGAGGAGGAAGGAGUCAUCCCCGACGAGUACUUCUGAUGAAAAUAAUGGUGAGGGCAAUUUCGCCUAGGUCAGGCAGUGGAGAUGUUUUGUGACACUGGGCGGAUCAGUAUGGUUGCAUGAUACAACAAGGAAAUUGUUGAUUGUAUCAAUCAGAAGUAAAUAUAGAUUGAUUUUCACUAUCAUCAACUAACCUACCAUAUGC
This is a messenger RNA of Linum tenue, 362 nucleotides long. The record is from the annotation of a GenBank genome assembly. NCBI's taxonomy places the organism in Eukaryota, Viridiplantae, Streptophyta, Magnoliopsida, Malpighiales, Linaceae.